AUGGCCACACAAACGCAGACUGUGAGCGAGACCGAGGUUACACGGACAUUUGCUGCUCAGUUUGAGACCAAAGACCUCGUCACGUUUGACACCAGCAAGCAUUACGGCGACUGGCGCGAUGAGUUCCAUAAGAAUGGCUGCGUGGUCAUUAAGAAUGUGAUCAGUCCAGAGCGCGCCCAGUACUACUGCGAUAAACAAAUCGAAUGGCUCAAGAAGUUUGAUCUUGGCUUUGAUGAAAAGGACCCAUCAACAUGGACUGCCGAUCACCUUCCUGUCAGCUUCAAGGGAGGCAUGUAUUCGGCAUACGGUGCAUCUCAUGAGAAGAUGGCCUGGGAAGCCCGAAUGGAGCCAAAGAUUGUCGAAGUCUUUGAGAAGCUGUGGGGCACCAACGAACUCAUCACUUCGUUUGACGGAAUGAACAUUUCCAUGCCGAACCGAAAAGACAUUACCUGGAGUCCGUGGCCACACUGCGAUCAGAACCCCGAGAGAAAAGGCAUGCAGGCCGUUCAAGGCCUUCUUAACUUCGCCCCCAACGGCCCUAAAGAUGGUGGCUUGAUGCUCAUGAGGGGCUCCGCCAAGCUCUUUGACGAGUUCUUUGCACACAAGCGAGAGUCCGCGGACCACGAGGACGCCCCGCCCCCGGAAAUCAAGUUCAUGGAUCUCUUUCUCUUCAGCGAAAAAGACGUCAAGUGGUUCGAGAGCAAAGGUUGCGAACUUUUCAAGGUCAACAUGGAGCCCGGCGAUUUUGUACUGUGGGAUUCGCGCACCAUGCAUUAUGCCCGAUUCCCCGAGGGUGAUCAGAUCAGACACGUGCAGUACAUUUGCAUGACACCCCGCAAGUUCGCGACUGAUGAGGCUCUCGAGGCCAAGAAGUUCUGCUUUGAGAACUGGUACGGCACUACACACUGGCCCCACUGGGGCGUGGCCAACUCAUUCGGAGUCUUCCAACCGUAUUUCACCACUUUAUUCGAGCGCUCGCCGUCCGACGUAUCAUGGAUUGGUUCAUUCGAAGUCUUUCUCUUGUUCUUCGUGGGCACGUUCACUGGACGAUGGACUGACAUGGGUUUCUUCCGACCGCUCUUCAUCGUCGGCUCCGCGCUUGUUGUGCUGGGGAUGAUCGGCGCCUCGUUCUGCACGACAUACUGGCAAUUCUUCCUCGCACAGGGUAUUUGCCUGGGCCUUGGCAAUGGAUGUCUCUUCUGCCCGACUAUGGCUGUUACAUCUACGUACUUUGCGAAACGUCGCGCUCUCGCGUUCGGAAUUACCGCGGCUGGGGCUACCAUCGGUGGACUAGCAUUCCCUAGUAUGGUUCGACAACUGCUGCCGCAGAUUGGACUCGGCUGGACAAUGAGGACAAUUGCCUUGAUCCAGCUGGUGACGCUGGCCGUCGCCGGGCUCCUCAUCAAGACUAGAAUACCUCCGCGACAGGCAGCGCCCUUGGUUGAGUGGGGUGCGUUCAAGGAAUCCGAAUACAGCUUUUACGCUGUCGGUGCGUUUAUGUGUUUCUGGGGAAUCUACUUUGCAUUCCAUUACCUCGCGGCUUAUUCUCGCGAUAUCAUGGGGCUGUCUUACACAGACUCGUUGGACCUCUUGUUAGUCCUGAACGGUGUCGGUGCGUUUGGCCGAAUCAUCCCAAGCCAGAUCGCCGACAUGGUUGGCACAAUCAACAUUUUCGCACCCAUGGCCUUCAUGACCGGCACCAUCAUGUACUGCUGGAUGGCAGUCACCAACACUACGGGCUUGUAUGUGUGGUCGGUGUUCUACGGUUUCUCAGUGGGAGGUGUGCAAGCGCUGUUCCCGGCAGUUUUGAGUAGCUUGACCACAGACCCUCAGAAGCAGGGCACCCGUAUGGGCAUGGUGUUUACCAUUGUUAGUUUUGCAAGUUUGACCGGCUCGCCGAUUGCGGGAGCCAUCAUCGAUGCGCAGGGAGGGAAAUACUCGGGGGCACAAGCUUUCGCGGGAACUUGUCUUAUCCUAGGCAUGACCUGCGUUCUUACUGCGAGAGUCUGCAAGACGAGGAAGAUGGGAGUUGGUGCGCUAGCUUGGGUCAAAGUUUGA
Molecule: messenger RNA, 2058 nt
Organism: Colletotrichum truncatum
Lineage: Eukaryota; Fungi; Ascomycota; Sordariomycetes; Glomerellales; Glomerellaceae
Source: RefSeq, a predicted model, not a curated record